Molecule: messenger RNA, 975 nt
Organism: Plutella xylostella (diamondback moth)
Lineage: Eukaryota; Metazoa; Arthropoda; Insecta; Lepidoptera; Plutellidae
Product: putative nuclease HARBI1
Source: RefSeq, a predicted model, not a curated record
AUGCCAGAGUCAAUACAACAAAUAAAUGAAACAGUGACAGGAUUUUAUAGAGAGUUUGGUGUUCCUGGUGUCGUUGGUGCAAUAGAUUGCACACAUGUUGCUAUUGUGCCACCCGCAGCCACACAAUAUGAUGAGAGGAGUUAUGUCAACAGAAAGUUGUAUCACUCCAUAAACACACAGCUGAUUUGCGACCACAACCUAAAAAUUUUAAAUAUUAAUGCCCUGUUUCCGGGGGCAACCCAUGACUCCUAUAUUUGGAACACUUCAAAUGCCAAAACAUUCAUGGAACACCUGCAUAAUCAAAACCAUACCAACUAUCAUUUGAUAGGUGAUAGUGGAUAUGCGCUUAGACCGUGGAUGAUGACACCAAUAGCCAACCCUGAAGAGGACACUGCUGAGUCCCGCUACAACGAGGCAUUUACCACGGCAAGGUGCACCAUAGAACGGUGUAAUGGUGUCCUUAAAGCAAGAUUUAGGUGUCUGCUAAAAGACCGUGUUUUGCACUACGUGCCAAAUAAGGCAACCAAAAUUAUUAAUGCCUGUGCCGUGCUGCAUAAUAUGUGCAUAGCCCGAAAUGAUAUUAACCAGGCGCUUUUAGCAAAUCUUAACAAUGAUGAGCUUGGGAUCAUAGACGGGCUGCCGAUGCCGCCACCACCAGCAGGAGCAGAAAGAGAGCAAAGGCAAAGAAAUUUGCUGCUUUUAAGAGGAAGGGAAAAACAGAACAGAAUCAUAAAUAAUUACUUUCAAUGAUUCUGUACUGUUUUUUAGUUGUUAUUGUUUGUUAGAAUCAUGAAUACUUAUGUAUAAUUUAAUGCCUAACUAACCUAAUUUCAAAUAAUCAAUCAUAAUAGUACCUACCUAUUAUGCUCACGAUUGUAAUCCCUGAAGAGGUAGUCAGAGGCGGCCGUUAUUUGCUUAUGUAUGUAAAUGAUGUCCAUUGCUUUAAGAAAUUAUAUUGAUAAAACAAGUCAUGAA